AUGAUUGUCUUGUAUUGCUUGCUGUGGUCUGUGGUCUGCGGCGCACAGGCGAUGGACAGCACUAGGGGUGUGAUAGUGGGCGCCAUUGUCUGCAAACUGGAUGUGCACAAGAAGAUGGUGGGCAGGGGUUAUAUAGCGAUGUUGGCCGUCGACAAGGACUACAGGAAACGUAGGAUCGGCUCCAAUCUGGUCCUCAAAGCCAUUCAGGCCAUGAUUGCCGGCGACGCCGACGAGGUUGUGUUGGAAACGGAGGUCACAAACAAGUCGGCGCUCAAACUGUACGAAAACCUCGGUUUCGUUAGAGACAAGCGAUUGUUUCGCUAUUAUCUCAAUGGUGUCGACGCUCUGAGGCUUAAACUGUGGCUUAAAUGACAUACUCUCUCAUCAAAUAUAAGUUAUUUAAUUGAAAAAAUACAUUCACUCAUAGCUAAUAUUGAUAUAAAUGAGGAUUUUAUACAUAAAACACAUACUUUUAAAAUAAUUAUAAUUAAAAACGUGCGAAAAGUUUAGUGCAAUUAAUAAGAUGUGAAAAAAAGAUAAUUUUGUUUUGUUUUUCUGGACGUAAAAUAAAUUACUUUUCGAUAAAAAA
This is a messenger RNA of Oppiella nova, 589 nucleotides long. Lineage: Eukaryota; Metazoa; Arthropoda; Arachnida; Sarcoptiformes; Oppiidae. The record is from the annotation of a GenBank genome assembly.